CGCAAACUCCUCACCGUCGCUGUCCUCUUCCAAUCCAAACCGUAGACGUAGCUGCCGCCGCGAACACAUCCAGUCGUCCCCUCUCGUCCCCGGACAAUGCAACACCUCGCGCUCCUCUGCCCCCUCGUCCAGUCCCCUCUCCUCCCGGCGAGCCCCCUCGCUGCGCGAUGCCGCCGCCGCGUCCGCGGCCUUGGAAUCCGCGGAAGAUACGCCCCAGGUGAGGGAGCGGGCGACGGCGUCUCCAGCGCGGAGUGGCUGAGCUCGGCGGUGGGGGAGAAGGUGGACGAGCUGCUGCAGCGCGAGGAGAACCGAGCACUGCUCGAAGGGGUCGAGGCCGCCGAGCGCCGCGUGGAGCUCGCGCGCGCCGCGCUCCAGGACAUCGAGCGCCAGGAGGCCGCCGCCCGACUCGCCCGCGAGGAGGUCCGCCGCCUCGAGAAGCGCCGGGACGAGAUUCAAGAGUCCCAGCGGGAAUUGCUACUGGCAAGAGAAAUGAUUACUGAAGCACAGCGUACCUUGUCCUCUAGUCUUGAGGAUCAAAGCUUUGGAGAUGUGUCAAGUGGAGAUAUCGAUGAAGAUAGUGAGAGACUUGAAUCUGUAAAAGCUGCAGCACUUUCCUCUAUAGUCGGUGUUCUGGCUAGUUUGCCCAUAUCUUUCUAUGAGGUCGACAGUUUUCCCCGACUAUUUGUUCGAUCAUUGAUUGUUUUCAUUAGUAGUGCAUUGUUUGGAGUCACAUUCCGGUAUGCCAUUAGAAGAGAUGUGGAUAAUAUCCAACUUAAAACGGGUGUUGCCGCCGCAUUUGCUUUUGUUAGAGGUCUUGCUAUGCUGGAAUCUGGAAGGCCCUUUGAGCUGAGCAGCGAGGCCGUAAUAUCACUUGCUCUUGAUGGUGCAUUUAGUGUGGCCGAGAGCAUUUUUAUAUUUCUGCCUGCUGCUAUUGCACUGGACUUUUGUUUUAAGAUGAGGUUUUUGAGUCCAUUCCCUACAAGGAAACUAUAACUUCUGUGAAUAAUCUGUAAGAUCAAUAAUGAUAUUGGUAACUCCGUCAAUCAUAUGUAAUACUGCUGAUUUAUUGGAUUCAUAAUGGCCAAUAUUCCCUGUGCAAUUAUAGUUU
Molecule: messenger RNA, 1108 nt
Organism: Brachypodium distachyon (stiff brome)
Lineage: Eukaryota; Viridiplantae; Streptophyta; Magnoliopsida; Poales; Poaceae
Exons: 3
Coding region: 97-993 (298 amino acids)
Source: RefSeq, a predicted model, not a curated record